AUGGAUGGUGGAUCCGGAAAUAAUGGCGGAAACGACGGUAACGGUCGCAAGAAGGAUCAUGUGAAAGGCUCCAAGAAAUAUAACAAACGCCGUGCCAUGCAAAAGCAGACCGAACGUUGCCUCAAACACCAUGAAGACCUGGAUGGAUACCAGCAUGCUACUCCAACUGUUCAAUGGAAUAUGCGAGAGAAAGUUUUCCAUGCUCUCACAAACAUGACAAAGUAG
Cadophora gregata is the source of this 225-nucleotide messenger RNA. RefSeq lists its product as uncharacterized. Bases 1 to 225 code for a protein of 74 amino acids. The transcript has 2 exons. The record is from RefSeq and is a predicted model, not a curated record. Lineage: Eukaryota; Fungi; Ascomycota; Leotiomycetes; Helotiales; Ploettnerulaceae.